AUUUCAGAUGUUCCAUGGAUUUUGGUGGUACACAAGAACUAACUGAUGACCAGUUGUUACAGCAGUUGCGAGAAUUCGGAGACACAAAUUACAAGGCAGUGACAGCAAAGAACCGGCAGAUUUUGGAGAAGAAAUUAAACCAUCACUUAGCGAGACAAUUCAAAAAAGAGAAAGAAGCUAAUGCCAAAACAAACAAAGCAUCAAAAUCCCCAAAAAGAGGACGGCCACCGGCUAGAAGCUCGUUCGCUAACAUCGCAAUAUCUAAAGCUCCAGAGUUUUCGGAUUCCGACAUUGAUCGGAGCCCAUCACGAUCUCGGCGUAGCUCGAGGCGUCAACUCCAAACAGUCGAAACAAACACAAGUUAUAAUUUGGACGAAACGGCAGAGCCUCUCUUGGCGCCUUAUUCCUCGGCUGCAGCUACAAGUAGUGAGCAUAACCGAAGUCGAAGGUCAUUCGGAGCGAACACGAGUUACCACUUGGACGAAACAGCGUUCGAAGAACCCUCCGAAGAGUCGCAGACGAGUUCGGAGGGUGUCCCGUUGUACCCGAGCUCUGUCGGAAGAGCAAGUCCGCGUGCUUCGACAACAAGUCGGCAAAUAGAGAUCAAUCGACAACCACGAGAUUCUCUUGCAGAAGCACAAACUAAACAUCUGAAUGUCAGACAGCGGAGAAUUUAUUCAGCUCAGAAUAAUGUACCAGUGCCCUCUGGAUACGCAAAUCAAUCAUACAUCAAUGAUGUGAAUUGUCACCCAAGGCGAAGUACAGUGAUCUCAGCUGAAUCUCCGAGACAUCAGGGACGGAAUCAGACCUCGCGACACCAUCAAGAAACCUCGUCUCUCACAAGUAUCUUAUCAAAAACCAAAACUCAACCUCAGAAACCAGUUCAGAACCAGGUCUCUUCAGCGAAGAAAAGUCAUGCCAAAAGUCGAGGGUUUUUUACGUGGUCGCGUGUGUUGAAUAUGUUUUGCAUUGUGUUGAUUUUAGUGUUUGUAAGCGGUGUUGUUUAUUUCAAUCGACCGUGCGUUGGCGAGCAUUGCGCCACGUUUACCAAAGUGGAAGACAGACUGAAAACUAUAGCGAAAAUGGCUGCAGUUGUUAAUGGAAACUUCCAAUGUGGAUACAACAACAGCCCAUUUUUGAGAAUCAUAGACAUGACUUUCGAUCCAGAUCCGAUUUCGGUGUUAAAGUUUGGCCUCGAAAAAGAAAAGGACAAGCUGACGUUCAAAAUCUUAGACGAUUCAGAGGACUUAAUUGAAAAUUCGGAAGAAUUGAGAAGAGCUUCAAAAGUGCAAAGUUCGGUUCCGGUCAAGUCCCUUUCAUGCCGUGUGCGUCAGUCUUUUGCAGCUGUGACGUCAGCUUUGAUGUAUCUGCUUCUUGGUAUUUUCGGACUCAUUGGGCUGCUGAUUACGGUAAAAGUGUACUUGAAUGAAAGCCAGAAAGAGUCGAAGAUUAUUGAUGAGUUGGUGAAUGGAAUCCUGGAUAUUGUCAAAGCUCAAGCCCAAAAGAACCCGCCCUACAUCCCAAUCGCCCACGUCAGAGACAGUCUCCUCUCUUCUUCCUCCUCAAACCACAGCAUGAAACUGACACCUCUCUCCCCCACAAGAUCUGCUGGAGUUAGUAUGGGUCAAAUAGGGGGGAGGGGUCUUAGGAGGUGGGAGAGGGCGGUGAUCCAGCUGGGGAAGAGGGAGAGUCGCCUGAGGACUGAAAACCAGAUCAUAAAGGGGGAGGAGCACUUGGUGUGGCGGUGGGUGGCCAUGGGGGAAGGGGGGCUGACGUCAUACCACAGUACUAGCAAACAGAGGAGCUUCAAGGCCAAAUGCAUCGACCGUUCCCGGUCCCCAAGUGCAGAAAGAAUCACACAGACAUCAUCUGCAACAACCACUGGCACAUCUAACUCGGAGCCAGAGUCAAUUGACCCGGGCAGUCGUGCUGGAAUCCUUCGCGACUCACCUGUUCGCCAUACAGCCAGACCUCUAUCUAGAGAUACACACAAUGGAUCUGGGUCAUCUCUUGAAAGUCAAGGUCGUGCCCGGUCCAGGUCUGAUUCCCGUGGUCGGAAGUCUAUCAGACUGGGUCCAGGAUCGGGAUGGUCGAACUACGAACGCUCCUGCAUUGAGAUCAUUCCGCCUACCAACUGCUUAAAACUGAAAGACUUGGCAAUUGAGAGCACUGGAAACGUCGGCUUGGAAUCCGCAAAGCAAAGUGUAAUUGAGAGAAUCCAGCGUCACAAUUUCCAAGUGUACAGUGUAGAUUGUGACCAUAGAAGCGAGGAGUUGGCUGUCUAUAUCUGCUGCAAGGAUAAACCACAAGCUGCAGAUAUUUACAGACUGUUUUACGAACAGAAGUACAACGGAGAGAAGGUUCAAGUUAAGUUUCUCAGUGUGGACAAGUAUUUGGUGCGAUUUCCUUAUUUGAAGCCAGUUGUUAUGGACAAAGUGUGAUCUGGUUCAAUUAAUGAAAUCAAAGGAGAUUGUUCUAAAAAACGGGCAACCAGAUUUCAAAAUCGAUCGAACAAUAAAUCAAAACUGAAAUCUUGAUUGUAUAAUAAAUUUCAAAAACUAUAAACUGAAAAGUUUCGUCUGUUUUUGACGAAUCGAAUUAGUUCAUCAAAAUCUUUGGAAAGAGUUUGCUGAACAUUUAUUUUGUAACGUGUUGUUUUGUCAUUCCGAUUAUCGUGUUUAAAAUCACACUGUUUGCGGAUUAGUUUUUUGUUGAAAAAUAUCUGCUUUACAAGUUGAUGAGAUAUUGUGCCUUUGAUUUGUGU
Symsagittifera roscoffensis is the source of this 2764-nucleotide messenger RNA. Its product is annotated as inner nuclear membrane protein Man1-like. Gene Ontology annotation, molecular function: chromatin DNA binding. The coding region runs from base 15 to 2441 and encodes 808 amino acids. The record is from RefSeq and is a predicted model, not a curated record. The transcript is spliced from 6 exons. Lineage: Eukaryota; Metazoa; Xenacoelomorpha; Acoela; Convolutidae. Gene Ontology annotation, biological process: nuclear envelope organization; negative regulation of BMP signaling pathway.